AUCAGCCAAAGCCAUUUAGGGUCAUCAAUUGCCAGGGUCGUGGUCGUGGAAAAUCGGCAGCAGGAGCGCCGAACGAAGCCAUAUGCACCGCAGCAUGGAGCGCAGGAGGAGCAGGACCCCGAAGACUCUGCCAGUCUGUUGGAUGCUGCUGUGCCUGGUGGCCUGGACUUUGGCGGAUGACUGGUCGCUGAGCUGCGCCUCCAACUGCACCUGCAAGUGGACCAAUGGAAAGAAGUCGGCCAUCUGCAGUUCCCUGCAGCUGACCACCAUUCCGAACACCCUGAGCACGGAACUGCAGGUGCUGGUGCUGAAUGACAACCACAUACCUUAUCUCAACCGGGAGGAGUUCUUCACCCUGGGCCUGCUGAACCUGCAGCGCAUUUACCUCAAGAAAUCCGAGGUGCAUUACAUACACAAGGAGUCGUUUCGAAAUCUCAAGAUCCUGGUGGAGAUCGACUUGUCGGACAACAAGCUGGAGAUGCUGGACAAGGACACAUUCAUGGGCAACGAUCGUCUGCGGAUACUGUAUCUGAAUGGGAAUCCCCUCAAGCGCCUGGCCGCCUAUCAGUUUCCCAUACUGCCCCACCUGCGCACCUUGGACAUGCACGACUGCCUGAUCUCCUACAUUGAUCCCAUGUCCCUGGCCAAUCUCAAUCUGCUGGAGUUCCUCAACCUGAAGAACAACCUGCUGGAGAGCCUGAGCGAGUACGUCUUCCAGCACAUGAACAACUUGAAGACGCUCUCGCUGGAGGAAAAUCCCUGGCAGUGCAACUGCAAGUUGCGAAAGUUCAGGGGUUGGUAUGUCACCAGUCGCCUGAGUUCGGUGAGUCUGGUGUGCAAAGGACCGCCGGCUCAGAAGGAUCGCUCCUGGGACAGCGUGGAUGAUGAGCUCUUUGGCUGUCCUCCGAGAGUGGAGAUCUUUAACAACGAGGAGGUGCAGAACAUUGAUAUCGGCAGUAAUACCACCUUCAGUUGCCUGGUCUAUGGUGAUCCUUUGCCAGAGGUCGCCUGGGAACUGAACGGAAAGAUCUUGGACAACGACAACGUGCUCUUCGACUCGGAGAGCAUCGCGUCGGACAAGCUGUGGAGCAAUCUCACCGUAUUCAACGUGACUAGUCUGGAUGCUGGCACCUACGCCUGCACGGGCUCGAAUGCCAUCGGUAGCAUGACCCAGAACAUCAGCAUCUACCUCAGCGAAAUCGUUCAGCAUGUCCUGGAGAAGACACCUGAGACGUUCUGGUACUUCGGCCUUAUCAUGGGAAUCUUUGGCACCGUCUUUCUGCUGAUCUCCAUCUCGUUUGUGGUGUGUCUGUGCAAACGCACCACCCGGCAGCAUAGGCAUGCCAACAAGGCCGGUGUGAAGUCCAGUGUGAGCUUUAAUGAUCAGGAAAAGAAGCUGCUGGACUCAAGUGUUACCACAACCACCAAUGAACGAGGCGACAGCUACGGCAUCGACAACCAACCCACCUCCCACAUGGGCCUGAACAAGGCGGACUCGGCCGGCAUGGGCUUUAACCAGAUAGAGAUCCAUGCGGUGGAGAGCCAUCGUCAUGGCAGCAUGUUGGUGCAGCAGCAGCCGCAGCAGCAGCAGGUGGCCGGAGGUCCUGGCAUGCGGCAGCAACUGAUGCAGGUCAAGGAUCCCACCUGCGGCGGAAUGAUGAGUGUGCCCACCUCGAUGGCUGGCCACGCCCACUCUCAUCCUGCCCAGAUCUCCGAGGAGUUUCCGCUUAACGUGGGCGUUUUUCCACCGCCACCAGAGUUCUGUUCGAACAUAGUACCGAAUCCUGCCUUCGGGGGCAACAUUUUCAUUCGUGUAUCUGUUACCCAGGACAUGCUGGAUGGUGCGGACCUGAACAUGUAUCCGGAUCUGCUGAAUAUUCCCAAGAGAAUGCAGGAUGUGCAGGAGACGGGUGCCGGUACGGUGGCCGUGCCAGAGGGUCAGUUUGCUACGUUACCCAGGCAUACAACCAGAAGGGGUAUACUGAAAAAGGACACCUCUCUGCAGCAGCAGCAGCAACAACAUCAGCAACAUCAGCAACACCUGCAACUUCAACAACAUCAGCAAUCCGGACUCUAUACUCAUGACGAAAUCGUGACCUACAACCUGGAGGCCAGUGUCUAUGACCCCCACCAGCCGGCGUACCACAGCAAUGCCAUGGAGCUGCCACCGCCCCCGCCACCGCCCGCCGUCACAGCGGUGGUGCAGUGCCACCACCCGAGUCCUAGCAACUGUGCCAGCUGCAUCAACAGCGCUUCGCCGCAGCCAUCCGCCUGCCAAUCGCCGUCGCCCAUGGAGGUCACGCCCAUGCGACCGCUGGAGAGUUCCGCGUUUCCCAAGUACGACAACAUGGGACGAAGGAUCACCGCCAGCGGCGCACUGGGUGCAUCCACCCUUUCCCUGCCCGACGAAGAGCGGUACGAGAACGAGACGCUCUUCGGCCAGGCGGAGGCUCAGUCCAAGGGAAUCGCGGAGCAGGCGCAGGAUCUCCACCAGCCGCAGGAGGCGACUCAGGGCAAAGACAAGGGCGGCGGUCCUGGCGAGUUCGUGUCGCUCUAGUAUUACGGUACCCAGGUGUAAAUAGGUCAAUAGACUCGUUUCCCCAAUCGUUUGGUUCAUAUCAGUUUGAGAAGCGAGUGCCCAAAAUGAAAAUAUGUAAAUGUAAGAACCACGCAAUCUAUUGACUGCAUUACAGCAUCCUGGAGCACUAGAAACCAAAGAGCAAGUCACUUAAAUUCAAAAGGAUGUAUUGGCAGGACUGUUUGGGCUUUCUUGUAAAAGGAUUUUUUCAUUUUUUAAUUACCGUACCCUGAAAAUUGGCUCCAUGUAUGUAUUAUUUGUUUGUUAUUAUUUUAUCUAAUCUAUCUAUCUAAAUGAUUUAUGGAUUUAUAUUUAUAAUUUAUAUUAACAUACUUUAUUUUUUGUCGUUGUGAAACCAAGAAAUCUUUAAAACUAGAUUUUUUCUUAAUAUUAUUUUAAAGCUUGAACUCUGGUAUUUUUCAAAUACUUAAUCUUAAUCCAAAAUCAAACAAAAUUUGUGAAAUUAAAAACCCAAUUGUUUCUGGCAGAAAACUCCAAUCAAAAUCAAAGAAUUUAAGAAUGUUAAGUUAACAGCGAGGCAAGCAAAGUUUACAUAUGUUUUCCAUUCGGAUCGCACUCUCAGACUAGAUACCUUUAAAGAAAAUACUUUCAACAUUUAUAGCGUACUUCAUUAGAGAUCUCUAUACUGUCCCAAUCCUAGCUAGCAUUUGAUAUUAGUCCACUUGAUGUCUGUACAUUUAUAGAGAUCGAUAGCGAUGUAUUCUAGCAGGUAUAGCGACCAAAACUGAUCUUCAUAAAGUGUAUAGUACGAGUAACCGCAUAUUAUUAUAUCCAAAGCUGGUCAAGUCUUAGACAUAUUGCUUCUGGGGUGCUAGAGUUUUAGUGAAAGUAUCUAUUUACGUUUAAGAGAUCAGUCACUGAAUAGGAUUAGAAUUUGUUUUUGAUGGAACCAGAAACAUAAACAAUAGAUAUGCAUGUAUACAAAAUGUUAGCAAGAUCUAUUAGAACCCAUAUACAUAUACGCCCAUAUAACCACCUUCGAUGUGCAAUGGAUAUAUAAAUACAUUAUCUAGUUUUUAGCCCCUAAAAAUGUUCCUUUCUUGUACAUAUGUAAAUGUUUUACUAAUUGCUUAGAGACUUUUAAAUCAUAGUAAUAUUAUGCUCAAUAACCUAAAAAGUAUCGCAUAUACAAAAAUUCAUGCCAAACGUUUUUAAAGUCUGUUUUAACCUGUUAGGGCUAUUUUUGAUUAUAAAACCGUAGGAUUUGCUGAACACUUAGUACCUUUGAUUUAGUCAAUCUUAAAUUUAGACCACUCCUAUCCGAGCAAGCAGAAUAGAACAUUUUCGGUUUACCAAUCGCCCCAAUUUUACACUCGAAAUCCUGUAAGUAGACUAAAGAUAAGUCUAGUACACUAUCUAUAUAAAUAACUGCAUACGUUUGUACUUGUGUGUAAUCUGAAUGUAGAAAGAAAUGAAUUACAAAUACGAUCUAAGCGAGGCUAUAUCGAUGUGUAUAUCUUAUAUAUAGUAUAUAUGUUUGAACACACAAGAACAGAGACCGCAUUAAAUGGAUUUUUUGUGUCUGUAGAAAGUUUCAAAUUCGAGCUUGGUAAUGUAAAAUGUAAGCUAUAGAAGUCAAUAUAAGUACACGAUAAAUUCAACUUACAUGACCACGCCCACUCACCGCCCCUCUCCAUGAUGAAUGUGUGUGUGUGUGUUUGAUUGUGUGCGGAAUAAUUAAACACAUGAAUGCAAUGAAUUACUAUAAUAAUUAUGGAAAAGUAUGCUGGCAAAUAUUUGCACAACGUCCAUGAGAUUUUUACCCCUUCACCUCGUAGUUAACCCUUUUAUUUGUUUUAUCGCUGUUGCUGUUUAAUGUGUGCCGAGUGCCGAGCGAAGGGAUUUUUGUAUUUUGGUAUUAUGAACUGAACCAGAGCAAAUUUGCACAGCGCACACAAAACACGGCAAACAGAACAUUCUAGUUUUUACCGAAUUCCCCCCCGUUUUAUCUGCGUACCUCAUUUUUGACAGCGCAGAAUGAAUGAUUCAAUUAAAGCAUUGUUCGUCCGUUUUAAUGGACGUAGGAUCUGAUCCUGAAACUGAAACUGAUAGGAGAACCCUGUACAUAGGCCAUUUUAAUUACAUCAUUCUCGCACAGACAGAGGCAAUAUUUUAUUCAUUUUAAAUCGUUUUAACUAAUUAAAACCAAAUGGAAACCGCGAACAGAGCGAGAGCAAAAGACAAGUGUAAACACGCAAAUAGAGUAAUGGUAAUGAAAAAUGAGAGCCCAGCAACUAGAGGAAAUUUAAACUAUGCUUUUAACUACGUUUCCCAUUUCCCACGACUGCCACGCGUUUUUCCGCACGGAGAUGGAAAACGUAACUAUGAUUUUAAUUACUCUGCUUGAACGCAAAUGAAAGGCACACACAGAUCCAGAUACCUAGACGCCAAAUGUAUCUGCGUAUCUUGAUCUGCAUCUCUGUUCGGUGCAUGUGGCAUGCAUUGAAGGCCGAAAAAGCGGUAAAAAUUAACUUUUUAUAAGCGCUGCGAAGUGCCAAAAAAAUUAAAUUCGAAUGAUGAAUAGUAGAAACAAGUUUUGUACAAUUCCAUAAAAAACGCAUUGCAUAUUACAUUUUAACUUGAUUCCAUUCAAAAGCUAAAAUUAGCCAAACCCUACCAGCCACACAGAAUCCAUCACGAAUCCAUGCACACUUGAAUACUUGUCGUACACGCAUUUAUAAAUAAAAAACAUCCCGACAGGACAGUUGGCUGCAGGACACACGGAUACGGACACGAACAUGACAGACCGGAAAAAGCGAACAUUUAACAAACAAUAUAACCGAGAAUACAUUGUAAUAGCAUUAAUAGAUUGUCAAGCUUUAUUACACACUAUAUUAACAUAGAUGGAAUAAUAAUAAUUAUUAUUAUUACAGUAAUAAUACGAGUAACUGGCGAACACAAAGAGAAAUAUGAAUAAAUUUAAUAAAACCAAAAACAAA
Molecule: messenger RNA, 5538 nt
Organism: Drosophila gunungcola (fruit fly)
Lineage: Eukaryota; Metazoa; Arthropoda; Insecta; Diptera; Drosophilidae
Exons: 2
Coding region: 83-2557 (824 amino acids)
Molecular function (GO): protein binding
Source: RefSeq, a predicted model, not a curated record